Prosopis cineraria is the source of this 1498-nucleotide messenger RNA. Its product is annotated as UPF0496 protein At3g19330-like. The record is from RefSeq and is a predicted model, not a curated record. NCBI's taxonomy places the organism in Eukaryota, Viridiplantae, Streptophyta, Magnoliopsida, Fabales, Fabaceae.
AUACGAAUAAAAGUCGCACUUUGUUUCUCUGCUUUGAGUCUCUUGCCGCUUCAAGUAAAGAGCCUCCAUCUCUCAAGAACAAGAGAAGUCAAUCACCAAUCAGGUUUUUGAUGUUACUGAUGCGUGAGAGGGAGACCCUUUUACAAAAGCCACCGAAUAUAGAAGAAGUGACUGGGAAAACGAAGAAUGCUGGAAUGUCUCUCCUUCGGAUCAUUGACGUGGUCUUCAGCGCCUGUUCCGGCCGCUAAUCCGCCUGUUCCUGGCCAAGGGUUUUCCACAGAGACCACUCCCGUUACCAGCACUCAGUCCUCUCCCGCCCUAAAUGUGGUGUCUCGCGAAUUCAAUCGCACUAUACAGGGCGAUUCCUACCAAGAGAUUCGAUCGAUAAUACAGAUAGAAGUAUUUGACCCCUCUGGACGCGAUCUUUCGCAAGACCAUCCUGAGCUCGUCGAUGGCCCAGCCGAGCCCGAGGGAGACUCCCAAAGGAAAAUCCUGGAAAAGGUGCUUCAACCUGACCGAUAUUGCGUCCAAGAAGCUCUCGCACAACCCAAGCCCAAUUCUCUGACUCGCCUCGUUUCUUCCUACUUCGACCACAGCGAGACCGCUUAACUUUGCCUCCUACUUCACCGAAGUCUCAAUUGUGCCCGUAGCAUGUACGCUCCUCUUCUUGACCUUCUCUCCGUUCUUUCCUCCGAUUCUAAUCACCUCACUCAACCCCAGUGUGACUAUGCCUUCGACGUCUUCUUCAGAUUCGAUGCUCAAAACAAUCCUUUUCCCUCCCACGAUUCACAUGACUUCAGCAACAUGCGCAGCUCCUUUUCUGAUCUUGACCGACAACUUCAUCGUUCUCUCCGAAAGUCUCGCUCCAAAUUACGCCUUCUCCGUGGUGCUACAAAUGGUUCGGCACUUUGCUUCGUUGCCGGCGCUGUGGGAGUGGUUGUAUCCGCCGUUGUGGUCACGACCCAUGCACUUGUAGCCAUUGCUGCCGCUGCUCCGGUUUGCCCUGCAUAUAUCUCCCCUCCCAAAAACCCCAAAAAGAAGGAACUAUCUCGAUUGGCGCAGCUUGAAGCCGCUUCGAAGGGUACUUAUACACUGAACAAAGAUCUUGAUACGAUUGAUCGCCUUGUUGCUCGGCUACACGGCGCAGUUGAAGCUGACAAGCGUUCCGUUCGCCUUGGCCUAGAGAUGGGUAAAAAUAGAUAUGCCAUGCAAGAGGUCAUCAAGCAUCUUCGCAGGGACUCUAAAAACUUUCUCCUCCUCAUGGAAGAACUUGAGACACGUAUAUACAUCUGCUUAAACUUUGUUAACAAGACCAGGUGGAAUCUUUUCCGCGAGAUAUGCCUUCAUCAAAAUGCGUAGUUAUCCAGUUCCUAACCUACAGAUUAUUUUUUAUUAAUAAUUUUAGUCACUGGCUCACUGCUAAGUGCUAACUCAUAAUGUGUACGGCCUAUUUGAAUUUUGCUUUCUAAUCAGGAAAGAAACAUGAGCUUUAUUACCA